UAAAGCCGAACUUCUGUCUCGCUAAAGAUCAUCAAAACAGAAAUAUUGUAAUCGUGAAUCUAUAGAUGUUCAUAUUCGUUGCUAGUAAAUACUAUACGAAAUAAUUUAUCGGGUAACACGGAAUAUUAAAUACGUACCCAAGCUGAUCCGGAUCCAGCUCAAAUGAAACUCUGGUACGAAAGUAUAUGGGAGCAAUUCCGCGACGACCGUGAUCGUCGCAUUUCGGAUCGAUUCGGCAAAUUCAGCCAUAUUGCCCAGGCCACCAUACCGAGCGACAGCGACAUAGCAGCACCGGAACGUUCCCAGUCGGUGGACAGCGAAGACUGUGUCAUCAUCGAGGUACCGAUUCCGAUCGUCAAUCUGUGCACUCCGGAUAGGGUUGCCACACCACCACCGCUAGGAAAACGAUUUCAACGGCGACUGCCGCCUCGUUUAACAUCUAUGGACAACGAAGAUUAUGUUUUUAUGGGAGUGCCGGAUGAUAUCAUUGAUCUAUGUUCUCCGAAUGAGAAUGUUACACUCCAAAACGAUCCAGGCGUAGAACUAUGCUCUCAGUAUGAGGUGUUUAGUGAUCAGGAAAGACGGGCACGUCGUUGGAGUUCAGAUAACAUUCCGGAUUUGGAGUGCAGCAAUUGCUAUCAGCAGGAUGGUCACAUGCGUAAAAAGCAUUUGAUUUGCAAAAUAUGUUUCAAGCGUCAUUAGGGAGGAUUGGGAAAUGAGUUUUAAUAAAUUCUACAUUAGCGUUGUUGAUCAAUCGAUGAA
Aedes albopictus (Asian tiger mosquito) is the source of this 762-nucleotide messenger RNA. RefSeq lists its product as uncharacterized. The transcript is spliced from 2 exons. The coding region runs from base 163 to 702 and encodes 179 amino acids. The record is from RefSeq and is a predicted model, not a curated record. NCBI's taxonomy places the organism in Eukaryota, Metazoa, Arthropoda, Insecta, Diptera, Culicidae.